Cydia amplana is the source of this 1478-nucleotide messenger RNA. RefSeq lists its product as uncharacterized. Lineage: Eukaryota; Metazoa; Arthropoda; Insecta; Lepidoptera; Tortricidae. The transcript has a single exon. Bases 116 to 1456 code for a protein of 446 amino acids. The record is from RefSeq and is a predicted model, not a curated record.
UUCACAAAGAGAACUUGAAAACCCAAUCUAGGAAUCAAAGAGGACGAAACCUAUUUGCUAAGUCAAUUUAUAUCAAUCAAUAUUUUGACAAUGUCAUCCUAAUGUUUCAAAAGAGAUGUUUAUUUAUAUCUUGCUGUUCCUUAAUUAUAUGUCCAGAGAAUCAUUUUCUGUAACUAUAUUUUCUAAAGGAACUCUUCCUCUAGACAAAAGCUCUGUUGCCCUGCAAUUUUACUUUAAAGUCAUGAACGAAAAUCAUGCGCCAUGUUGGGUAGGCACUAGGUUUAAGAGGUGUUGUUCCGUUGAAAAAGAUCAGGAUUGCAAUUCUAUGUUUCUGUUUGGCAACCACGUGCAAAAAAUUAUGCCCGGAGGCCAGGAAACUUUAGUAUUCGUGUAUCCCUCUGUAUUUCAUCAUGAUAAGAGGGGUGUUUGUUAUAUUAAAGUGACGUGUAAGUGCGGAUAUAAAACCAAAACAAAAAUAUUGGAAAUUCCUUUUGAUACAAGAAUUACAAAAUUAAGAAGAAAAUCGCGAGAGUUAAAAAGUUAUAUUGGACAAAAAAUAAUAAGAAAUUGUGAUUCUAUUGAUGAAGAUGCUUUGGAUGACUGUUCCCCGGUAGAUUGCGGAGUGAAAUAUAUGGACGAGAAACCUUUUUAUGAUAAAAAUGUGAACAAAUGUGUCAGAGCAGCAAUAUGUAUUGGUGAUCUCAAAAAUGAUUUACCGACGUUAGUCUAUCUACCGACAGUCAAUUUAUGUAGAGAUUUAGAGCACCCGAUAGAAAUUCAGGACAUAUAUGCCAUCAACAAUGGUAUGAGUGUAGUUACCGACAUAUCGAAAGUUGCUCCAGAUUUAAAAGCAGAAAUAGAGUCAAACUGUUCAACUCUGUCCCAAAAAUUAAGUCUCCUUGAGGACAUAUUACAGGGAAAAAUGAAUCCUAAUCCGAAAGGAGUCAAAGUAGAUUACAGCAGCACGUGCAAAAAUACAAUACUAUCUAUACUAGGUUAUAUUAUAUGCUUAUGUUCACUUAUUGUGGCCUUCGCCUGCUGCAUGUAUAGCUUGAAAUGGAUGCACAUGAAAUGGCAAAAUGGCGAUUUAGAAGAUAAGUGGAGGAAUAUGAAGGAAACAAUUCAUAAAAACUGUUCAGGAAAGAAACAGAAUAAAUGUGGAGUUGGUCGGAGUACCCCUCGAGCUUUCCCUCGGCCUACAGAUGGAAAUGAUGUCAAAGAUGAGUUGCUCCGUGAUGUUAUCAAUUCUAGUAUACCAUUGGAAUUGAGGAAUAGCGUGAUUGACGUGUGUGGCAGGAUUAGAAGAGAGGUGAAAUGGAAGAAGAGGUAUCGAGUAGCACAGACGGGAGCACCGUUCGAGUGCGACGGAGAUGGAACUGUAUCAAGUGCGUCGUCGGCUGAUUCGCUGAGAGCCAAUACAAGUGUCACUAGUGAAGACGAAAAAUUGUUGGAAUAAUCUGUGAAUAUAAGUAAAUAAA